AUGCCUCAGAUAUACAACCGUAUCCCAACACCUCCCACUGUGACGGAGAGACACCGCUCGUCGUCGGUCUCCUCUGCCUCCUCAUCGUCGAGCUCGUCGUCUUUGUCGGACACACCACGGCCAACGGACGUUGAUGACUCUAUUGUCCUCUCGGAUUUAGUACGCACUGGGGAGGCGUCGAGGCUGCGACGGCGCGGUGCUAUGCGUCUUGACCAUGGACAUCAUAAUGCCUUGGGCUCCACAUACACUGCUCCCCGCGAAACCAGUCCAGCACCAUGGGAUUCAGACGACGAGCCGGGAGUCGUGACGUAUCCCCACCGACAACGCCGGUUCUCGUCCUCUCGAAGGCGAAGGCACGAGGAAGAGGAGAGUGAAGUUGAAGAGUACCGGUACACCCUCGUUUGCGGCGCUGAGAUCCAACAAAGUGGCGAAGAGGACCCUUGUGAGCCAUGGACGCCAUCCAUCUUCCCCAUCCUGCCCGCCACCUCGUCUUCAACCCCCAAAAUACCCACACGGCGAAAGACGAACGGGUGCGGCGCCAUUAUCCACCUGCGCGCUGCCCCCCGUCCAAGAGUGCACAUGUGGGCCGCGCGGACCCCCGCCUCAAGCUGCGUCGUCCCCUUGGAAGCACACUAUUUCGACAACACCGAGGAAGCCGCGAAGUUUGAGCGCAGUUCUUGCGGCUGUGUCAAGGAGGGCGUGGGAUGCGCGGUGUGUGGUAAUCCGUUGGGGACGAGGUAUAUCCCGUGUAGGAUGGCUGCGAGUGGGAUGUACUCCCCUGGGCAUAAGCAUUAUACUUCGUCCCUACAGGCCCCGUGGCCGAGCGAUGCGCAAGGGUUUCCGCUGGGUCCUGAAGGCCCGCGGUACUGGCAUCCGACACCCUCUUCUUCGAAGUCGGCGUUUCAAGUGCAUUCUUUCUUUUCAAGUGCUGUUACUUCGUACCCUGAGUACAACCUCCCACCAAAAGGCGCUUCGGAAGUGCCAUCCACUAUCAGCAUGCAGGAACCUUCGACGAUAUACUUUGACCGACACAUCACAUCUUCUCCAUCCUCGUUCGAGUCAUCGAGCUCCACUUUCCGGGACCGGGAGUCCAGUUUCCCAAUGCGGAGUCAAGAGUCCGGCGUGCAGCCUACAACAAGUUCGAGCUCAACGAGCUUUUAUCAACAAACUACCCCUCCCACCUUUUACCAGCAACAAAUCCUAACUGCCUGGGACCGGGAGAGGGAAGAAACGAGGAGGCCUACUCCUGGGGCUGCGGCUGGUAGGAGACGGAGGGAGACGUGGAAUGGGUUCGAGAAUGAGAAUGAUCAGGAACAAGAUACGGAUGUGGGUGUGUGGGGUGUGUGGGGCGGCGGGAUGGGGAGUGCUUCGAUGAGUGCUGCUGGUGGGGGUGGGUGGAUGGGGAUUGAUGAGGAGGAUUUGCAGUGGCGCGGGGAGGGUGUUGGUGGUGGUGAGGAAGAGGAAGAGGGGGCGGAUAAGGGUGAGGGUGGGGAGGGGAUGUGGCUUGAGCGAUGA
Messenger RNA from Laccaria bicolor S238N-H82, 1515 nucleotides. RefSeq lists its product as uncharacterized. The transcript has a single exon. Bases 1 to 1515 code for a protein of 504 amino acids. NCBI's taxonomy places the organism in Eukaryota, Fungi, Basidiomycota, Agaricomycetes, Agaricales, Hydnangiaceae. The record is from RefSeq and is a predicted model, not a curated record.